Messenger RNA from Silurus meridionalis, 3157 nucleotides. It is a transcript of the gene fut8a, whose product is annotated as fucosyltransferase 8a (alpha (1,6) fucosyltransferase). The record is from RefSeq and is a predicted model, not a curated record. Gene Ontology annotation, molecular function: protein binding; glycoprotein 6-alpha-L-fucosyltransferase activity. The coding region runs from base 549 to 2294 and encodes 581 amino acids. The transcript has 10 exons. Gene Ontology annotation, biological process: protein N-linked glycosylation. Gene Ontology annotation, cellular component: Golgi cisterna membrane. NCBI's taxonomy places the organism in Eukaryota, Metazoa, Chordata, Actinopteri, Siluriformes, Siluridae.
GUGUGCGCAUGCGCACCAUUGAAUGUAGCAGUGGGCGCGUAUCGGGUAAAGCCAGCGGGAACGGGGGGGGUGUGCAGGCGACGACCUCGAUCUAUUCAAUGAAGAGAAUAUAAAUGAUUGUCUAUUGGGUCCCACGCAUGCGCAGUGCUGAGCGUGGCGGCCGGUGUGUCGUUGACGGCGAGCGCAGCGGCGUCCGCUCAUCACGUAGCGGCGCGUUCUUCCUGUCUCCGUGUGUUCAGUGCCCCAGUUCCUGUUUCCGCCCAAAUCACAGAGCACAUCACUGCUGUACUCAUCGCCUCGAAGGACUGGAUGUCUACAGCACCUACACAAUGUUAAGCGUGAGAAAACGUUAAGAGCCAACGAAGUCCCGAAGCUGACGGUCCUCUCUCUAAAUUGGGAAAGUUCACAAGUUCGACCUUGGGGCCUUUUGGAUCGCUGCGAUUGCUGCCCUUCUUCGCUACUGUCGACCUUCUUUUCUGUUGGAGGAGUAGCAGUGGGCCGCAAGAAUGCAUUUGAUCGCUGCGCUGUGAGGAGAGCGAGAGAGAGACAUGCGGACGUGGACAGGCUCAUGGCGCUGGAUCAUGCUAGUGCUGUUAGCAUGGGGCACUUUGCUGUUCUACAUCGGCGGGCAUCUGGUGCGUGACAGCGAACAGCCUGAGCAUCCCAGCCGCGAGCUCUCCAAAAUCUUAACUAAGCUCGAGCGACUUAAGCACCAGAACGAGGAGCUGCGCCGCAUGGCGGAAACGCUCAGGUUACCAGAAGGUCAAAUUGAUGGGGACACUGGAGCUGCAGGGAAGCUUCGUAACCUUGAGGAGCAGUUACUCAGAGCCAAAGAGCAGAUCAACUCAUACCGCAGUCUACCUGUUGAUGGCCCCGGGAGAAAGCAAGAGGAGUUACGAAGAAUGAUUGAGAAUGGGGUACGAGAAUUGUGGUACUUUGUGCGCAGUGAGGUGAAGAAACUAGGCCACGUGGAGACCGGAGACCUGCAGAAACGCAUCACCAUGCUGCUGCAAGAGCUAGGCCACCAUCAGAGGGCCGUCAUGACAGACUUGUACCACCUGAGCCAGGCUGAUGGAGCUGGAGACUGGAGAGAGAAGGAGGCCAAAGAUCUCUCAGACCUGGUCCAAAACAGGAUAACAUACCUACAGAACCCACCAGACUGUGGAAAGGCACGCAAGCUGGUGUGUAACAUCAAUAAGGGCUGUGGUUACGGCUGCCAGCUUCAUCACGUGGUCUACUGCUUCAUGAUCGCCUACGGAACCCAACGCACACUAAUCCUGGAGUCACAGAACUGGCGCUAUGCCACUGGAGGCUGGGAAACAGUCUUUAAACCAGUCAGUGAAACCUGCACUGACCGAACUGGAGCCUCUACUGGACACUGGUCAGGUGAAAAUAAUGAUCAGGCCAUACAGGUGAUUGAGUUGCCGAUUGUGGACAGCCUCCACCCCCGUCCUCCUUACCUGCCCCUGGCUAUCCCAGAGGAUCUGGCUGAGCGUCUGCACCGGCUACACGGAGAUCCCUCUGUCUGGUGGGUUUCUCAGUUCGUCAAAUAUCUGAUCCGACCCCAGGCGUGGCUUGAGAAGGAGAUCCGUGAAGUGACCGCCAAGCUGGGCUUCAAACACCCCGUCAUUGGAGUGCAUGUACGAAGGACUGACAAAGUGGGAACUGAAGCUGCAUUCCACCCCAUAGAGGAGUACAUGAUGCAUGUAGAGGACCAGUUCCAGAGCCUGGCACACCGCAUGCACAUCGACAAGAAGCGUGUUUACCUGGCAACUGAUGACCCUUCAUUACUGCAGGAGGCCAAGACUAAGUACCCAGAUUACGAGUUCAUCAGUGAUAAUUCCAUAUCCUGGUCAGCUGGCCUGCAUAACCGCUACACUGAGAAUUCAUUGAGAGGAGUCAUCCUUGACAUCCACUUCCUGUCCCAGACCAACUUUUUGGUCUGCACCUUUUCAUCCCAGGUGUGUCGUGUGGCCUACGAGAUCAUGCAGACGCUGCACCCGGAUGCCUCGUCCUAUUUCUACUCACUGGACGAUAUCUAUUACUUCGGGGGGCAGAACGCACACAAUCAAGUGGCUGUUUAUGCACACGAGCCCCACAACCAAGCAGAGAUAGUGCUGGAGCCUGGAGAUGUGAUUGGAGUGGCUGGCAAUCACUGGGAUGGCUAUUCGAAGGGCAUCAACCGCAAGAGUGGUCGCACCGGCCUCUACCCCUCUUACAAGGUGAAGGAGAAAAUUGAGACAGUGAAGUACCCCACUUACCACGAGGCCGACAAGCUGCUUAAGAAACAGUAAAGGUAGCAGGGAAUGCUGGGAAAAUUAUUUUAUACUGUAUACUGGAAUGAAGAAGGCCUGGACCUCCUGGACAGAGAUGCACUUUGUGUGUGCAAAAGGGGGGUGGGGUGUAUCAGUGGGCGAGCGUGUGAGGAAAUGUGUGUCUGAAUGUUAGAAAUGUAAAAACUAUGUAUAAACUGGACACACGGGAUCAGUGAACAUGCUGCUGCAGGUGUUUUCCUAAAAACCCCAACUAAAAUGAAGGCAAACGCAUUUCAGAUAAUGUAAAAUCACAAAGCAGUGGUUCAGGCAGCUUCAAAUGAGGAAUUCGAAUUCGCACCUUGAGCUUGUGCUCUGUUAUCCUGUGACGUUUCCCUCCAGUCGUUGACUACUUCAUUACAUCAGUCACACCACACACAAGCUUUUACUUUUUAUUUCCUAUCCUGUGUUUUUGAAUACACAAUUGUUAAACUAUUUCCCAGAAGUCAUGUUAUCUGUCUGUGCGUUUCUUGGCGUGAAACAAGGAUCCAAACAAUGUGCCUGGGAGUAAUAGCGGACGGAUCGCAAGUGCUAAAUUGUUCCGACUCCAGCGCCUUACAGAAGAAUACACUCCCGACCUUCUACUCCUUGCUGUUCAUUAUGUUUUCGAAAGCUUAUUUAAUGUUAAAUAUAAUGUUAAGAAAAAGGUAAAAAACAACAACACAGGAACUAAACAUUUCCAGAUAAUUAUUAAAAGAAAUAAUGAUAAAGCUAGUAAAGAAUAUUAUUAAGUAUGAUAAAUAGAAUCUCAUUGUGGUAACAUUUUAGUCUACUAGAGUGAUUUAAUAUUUUAUGUCUGUGUGAACUUUUCUAAACCGAUCAAAUAAACUUGAUCAGCCAUUGUG